Messenger RNA from Hipposideros armiger (great roundleaf bat), 2570 nucleotides. RefSeq names its product UBAP1-MVB12-associated (UMA) domain containing 1 (gene UMAD1). Bases 19 to 894 code for a protein of 291 amino acids. The transcript is spliced from 4 exons. NCBI's taxonomy places the organism in Eukaryota, Metazoa, Chordata, Mammalia, Chiroptera, Hipposideridae. The record is from RefSeq and is a predicted model, not a curated record.
UCGAUGAACUGAGAUAGCAUGCUGGCGUUAAUACGGGUCUUCGGCAACUCCACCACCUCCACCAUGAUUGCGGAGCCGCCUGAGACCGCGGACAACAAGCAAAAACUGAAAAUGAGCGCCCCGCGGGCGUCUAUGGGACGGAUUUCCCCAGCACCAAUUGGCGGAGACCACCACUCUCGCUCCACCAAUCAAGUGCGCGGAAAUUUUGAUGACACGCGCGCAGUCCGUGAAAGCAAUGGCGAAAGGAGGGAUGCGUCCGGAAGUGGAGAUUUCCUACUUAGUGACGCGCGGCGUCCCGGAAGUUGCCUCGGUCCCCCGCUGUGUGCCCAGCGGAGGCGGGGCUUGAAUGGGGCGGGGCCUGAGGCUUCCUCCCUUGAUCUCGGGCCUCCCCGCGGCGAUUUGACCCCGGAAGCUGGGUGCCGGAUCCAGUGCAGAUGCGGCGGGGGACUGCGGCCAGACCCUCAGAUCACAGCGGCAGCAAUGUUUCAUUUCUUCAGAAAACCUCCAGAAUCCAAAAAGCCUGCUGCACCAGAGAGAGAAGCAGAUGGGUUUGUCCUCUUAGGAGAUACAGCCGAUGAGCAAAGAAUGGAAGCAAGAGAUAAAACUUCAGAAGUAGAUGGCAGUCAACCUUUGGAGACGGGCCAAGGAAACUCAUCCCGUGUGACUGUAGCAGGCUCCGAGGCGGAAAAUAAGGCAGGCCACACCCUGGAAAGCGGCUCGUUAAUGGCCGAGCUCCUGAGCGACGUGCCCUUCACCUUGGCCCCGCACGUGCUGGCCAUGCAGGGCACCACCAGUGACCUUCCUGACCACUUACUCACCUAUGACAUCAGCGAAAACUUAUCACGGUUUUGGUAUGAUUUCACUCUUGAAAAUUCAGUGCUCUGUGAUUCGUAAUUUUUAUGUUUGUUUGCGCCGCAACAGCUUUAAAACAAAAGUUGGCCUGUUUAAUUUAACCUGUUGGAUGUUCUUUGCCAUUUCACUGUUUGGAGGCCCUCAGGAGAGCAAAGACCAUAAAGCAAAGCCAAUAACAUUAUGUUCAUUGCUCUGUGUUUUAGACUAAAGUAUAUUUGUAUAAAAAUGGAACUGAAGCUCUACUUCCUUUCCCUCAAAUAAUACAUAUAAAAAUGAGGCAAUCAGGGUUUUAUGAAAGGAAAAAAAUUCCUUCAACUGAGCUCUCAGAAGAUAACACCCCCAGUUUAUGUCCAAAGCACUGUGAAAAAUAACUGGGGCGCUUUCCUUACUUUCUGCAAGUCUGAAGUCUGCCCUCAGUGUGAGUGGGAAUUCUCUCUGGCUUGGAGGAAGCUUGAGUUAAUGUAAUCCUGUUUCUUCUUCCAAAAUAUUUAUGAAUUAAUUCAGGUAAGAAAUUGUUGCCGGUUAGCUUGAUUUCUUCACUCGUGAUUUAGACAUUGACGUGGAAAUUGAAAACUCUUCCUAAGAAGCGGUGGGAGUUUGCUGCCAUAAGACAGUUACAACAGGACUCUGGAUGCGUCUCUCUGAGUGACAGAUGUCAGGUUCCCCACAUCCACUGCCGUCCCUCCCACCUUGAAUGAUCCUGCGUCUCUGCCUGGCUGCUACUUCAGCGUGUGCUCACUCACCAGCUUUUCCAAAGACCUGUCCCGCUCCUGCCUCAGUUGGCAUUUGCUUUCCUCCCCACAUAUGUUCCCAGUUUAGGCAGAGAACCACAUUCCCUUUCAACUUCCCUGCCUCCUAAAGAAAAACAUCUCAUGAUGACACACAUUAUUGCUGAUAACACCCUUAUUUUUUUGUGGGCCACGAUACAGAUGGAAAUGUUUUAUUGCUAGAAAAACUGAAAUCAACUCAUUUCCAAUCAGAGUGUGGGCAGAACACCUAGAUAUGACUUUUAGUUCUUGAAUAUCCAGUAUUUAUUCCAACAAAAACAGAAAAGAACUGCCAUUGGUCAAUAAGCUGCAAAGGGAAGAGGUAAAUUGGAGUACUUUCUGUGCCACGUAAAAUUUAAAUCACAUUUGUUCUGAUUAGUAGCAAUAUGAGUUAUUAGCUCUGUGCCAAAUUUUUAGUAUAUGUUUCACAAAAAUAGAGUGCCAUAGCAAAACUAAACACUGUGCAUAAGGGUACAUGAAUUAUUCAAGUUUUAAUGUGUUAUGCAUGUUUGUUUAAUAAAUGUGACAUGGUCUUGAUAAAAACGCUACAUUAUUUAAAAGAUAAAGAAACAUUUCUAUUGACAAAAACAUGCUUCAUUUACAAAUAAUGUUACCAUAUGAGGCAAAUGAUUAAAUUAGAUCUCUACACAGUUCUCAUAAAACAUCAGUCUAGCAAAUACGACUUAUUACUAACACAAAUGUGAACAUUUUAUACCAGUUUUUGUGAAAACACAUCCUUUUGGAUAUCCAUGUUAAUGUACCUUAAACCUAAAUAUAAGCAUGUCAGCAAUUUAUCUAAUAUAUGUUAGAUUUUGUCAAAUAGUUAUACAUUUCAUUUAUAUUUAUGUCUACCAUGUUAUAAAUAUGCUUAUAUGUCUUUUCAUUUGCCUAAAAAGUCGUUAUAUUUAAAUAAAUGUAAAUUAAAAUAAACUGACAUUUUGAUUAAUUUCA